Mesorhabditis belari is the source of this 513-nucleotide messenger RNA. Lineage: Eukaryota; Metazoa; Nematoda; Chromadorea; Rhabditida; Rhabditidae. The record is from the annotation of a GenBank genome assembly.
AUGGGUAACGAGAGCAGCUUGCCGAUGGAAAUGUGCAGUAAUUUUGAUGCCUACGAGAUCCGUCGAUUAGCCCGUCGCUUCAAAAAGUUGGACAUCGACGGGUCAGGCUCGUUGUCCGUCGAAGAGUUCAUGUCAUUGCCCGAACUACAACAGAAUCCGCUUGUACAGCGUGUCAUUGACAUAUUUGAUGAGGACGGAAACGGGGAAGUCGAUUUUCGAGAAUUCAUACAAGGAAUCUCGCAAUUCAGCGUCAAGGGCGACAAGUCGACAAAGCUGAAAUUUGCUUUCCGCAUCUAUGACAUGGAUCGAGAUGGUUUCAUUUCGAAUGGAGAGCUUUUCCAAGUGCUGAAAAUGAUGGUUGGGAAUAAUUUGAAGGACACCCAGCUACAGCAAAUCGUCGACAAGACGAUUCUUUUCCACGAUAAAGACGGCGAUGGGAAGAUCUCGUUUCAAGAGUUCUGCGACGUAGUCGAGCACACCGAAGUGCACAAGAAGAUGGUUUUGGAGAAUAUU